Molecule: messenger RNA, 1671 nt
Organism: Ananas comosus (pineapple)
Lineage: Eukaryota; Viridiplantae; Streptophyta; Magnoliopsida; Poales; Bromeliaceae
Product: E3 ubiquitin-protein ligase ATL31-like
Source: RefSeq, a predicted model, not a curated record
UUUUUUUUUUUUUUCAUAGAAAAGAAAAAAAAAAACUCCUCUUCCCCUCCCUCGUAGGCUCCUACUAUAUUAGCACCAAAGCCACAACUUCGUUCCCCCCUUCCUUCGAUAUAUUAGUUAUAGUUAUAAACCGCGCCAACAUUCGCUAGCUAUUAUUCCCUCUUACCUCUACACUCUUCUAGAAACACCUCGCGCGCGGCUCUCCAUGGCGAUCAGGAACGGGACUCGCCUUCCCCAUCACCUCCUCUUCCUCCUCCCGCUGCUUCUCGUCGUGGGGUCGAGGCGCGCCAUGGCCCAACCCUCGCCCCCCUCCACCGACGCCAUGAACGACUACUUCCCCCCCGCGAGCUUCAACCCCUCCGUCGCCAUCCUCAUCGUCGUCCUCGUCUCCGCCUUCUUCUUCCUCGGCUUCUUCUCCAUCUACAUCCGCCGGUGCGGCGGCGACCCCUUCGGCCCGGGCGGCGGCGGCGUCUCCCUCCGCGCAGGCGUCAGCGCCCUCGGCGGGGUGAUGGCGCGGUCGCGGCGCCCAGCGGGUCGACCCGCCGUGCUCGAGACGUUCCCGACGCUGGCGUUCGCGGAGGUGAAGGAGCUGCGGAUCGGGAAGGGGUCGCUGGAGUGCGCGGUGUGCCUCAGCGAGUUCGAGGACGACGAGACCCUCCGCCUCCUCCCCACCUGCAGCCACGCCUUCCACCCGGACUGCAUCGACGCCUGGCUCGCCUCCCACGUCACCUGCCCCGUCUGCCGCUGCAACCUCGUCGGAGCGGAGGAUGCCGCGGAGCCGACCCCCCUCGCGCGCGAAGGAGAAGGGGAGGUGGUGAUCGACGUUGCGGACGAGGAGCGGGAGGAGGAGCGGCGGAAGCAGGAGGCGAUCGAGCUGCAGCGGAUCGGGAGCCAGAGGCAGGCGAUGCGGGCGAGGUCGGGGCGGCGCCCCGCGCGGUUCCCGCGCUCGCACUCGACCGGACACUCCCUGACGACGACGACGACGACGACGACGACGGCGCCGGCGCCGGCGAUGGUGGCGGCGCCGGAGGCGGAGGGGAACCCCGAUCGGUACACGCUCCGGCUCCCGGAGCACGUACGGCGGGAGAUCGUCGCCGCGGGGAGGCUGAAGCGGACGCGGAGCCUCCUCGCGUUCCCGAGCGGCGGAGAGGAGAGCUCGCGGCGGGGCUACCGCGGCGGCGGCGGCGGCGGAGAGGGGAGCAGCCGCGGGGGGAGGAGCGUCCGCCUCGGAAGAUCGGAGCGGUGGCCUAACUUCUUCACGCGGACGUUCUCCGCUAGGGUUCCGGCCUGGGCAUCGGGGAGGAGAUCGGUAGAGGGCUCGGUGAAGAAGGGGGAGGGGGAUGGCUCGACGAGGGGCAAGCUCGCCGCCGCCGUCGCUCCCUUCGAUUGCUUUGUCGUCCACGGCGGCGCUCGCGCGGCGAGUGUGAUCGCGUGGACACACCAUUUUCUUUUCCUUUUUUUUCUUUUUUUCUUAUUUAUUUUUUCAGAUUUUUUUGUGGUCAAUUCUCAAACUAUGACACACGCACAGUACAACGAAACUGGGGUGAUCGAUAGGAUGACGUGGCGAUGCGGGGACCGCUAGUUUCCGUGUCGCCAAAGUCAUGAGCCGUCGUUUUUGAGAGCUGUAUAGAAGACUCGUAAAGUAAGAAAGUUGCUUUUAAUCGGUUAAAA